AUGGUGGCCGUGGCCCCCCCUGGCCACCACGUGGCCACGCCCCUGGGAAAGAGUGCCACUGGAAACACUAUCCUGGGAAAGAAAGAAUUUAAAUCAUCUGCUUUAAUGAUGUCUGUUACAACCAAAUGUAAGAGAAAGACUGCAGUAAUUGGUUCCAGACAGGUGCAGGUCAUUGACACCCCAGGUCUGUUUGACACGACUGUCUCCCAUGAGAAGAUCAGAGAGGAGAUUGGGAAAUGCAUCACCAUGUCCUCACCAGGGCCUCAUGUGUUCCUGUUGCUGCUCACAGUGGGACGCUUCACCCAAGAGGAGAGAGAGACGGUGAAGAUGAUCCAGGAGAUCUUUGGCGAGUACUCCAAAGCCUACACAAUGGUCGGCUUCACUAGAGGUGAGGAGCUGAGGGAUGAAGGCAUUGCCAUUGAGAAGUACAUUGAAAAAAGCCCACCCGCCUUGCAGGAACUGAUUAAAGACUGUAGCGGUCGGUACCAUGUCUUCUGCAAUAAGGACAAAGACACACAGGCACAACAGAUCAAGUUGACUCUGGAGAAGAAGCUCAGGAACCUUCGUGGCGAAGCUGUCAAGGAGAGGGAUGAAGACAUUAAGAGACUUGAAGAGUUACGAGCCAACCUGGAGAAGAACCAUGAGAAGAAAAUCAAUGAAAUAGAUAGCGAAGUCUUCACUGAGCUCGCUAGAAGUCGAGCUGGUAUUCGCAGACGAGCGGAGAAAGCUGAGGCUAAAGCCAUGGCUAAGAGCUUACAACACAACCAGCAGAAAUGCACUAUAUCAUAA
Molecule: messenger RNA, 789 nt
Organism: Clupea harengus (Atlantic herring)
Lineage: Eukaryota; Metazoa; Chordata; Actinopteri; Clupeiformes; Clupeidae
Product: GTPase IMAP family member 7-like
Exons: 2
Coding region: 1-789 (262 amino acids)
Source: RefSeq, a predicted model, not a curated record